Molecule: messenger RNA, 279 nt
Organism: Meloidogyne enterolobii
Lineage: Eukaryota; Metazoa; Nematoda; Chromadorea; Rhabditida; Meloidogynidae
Source: the annotation of a GenBank genome assembly
AUGGUUUGUAGCCUGGGGCCCUUGUGCUUCCAUUUUGACCGUUCUCGCAAAAGGAUUAAAUAUUCUGAUGAUAAUUUCUCCCAAAAAGUGUCCAGUACCGUCAGUGUAUUUUUCCAGAUUAUAGCAAGCUUUUUCUCUGGCAGUAAGCGUCUUUCGUCCUCCCACUCCUCAGCUGAGUCAAAAUUCAAAGAUAUAGUUCCGUGUGGUAUUAGAAAAUCAAUGGGUCUCAAAGGCAGCGGCGCAUCACUUUCUCCCGAGACGUGUGAGAUUGGACGUUGA